Molecule: messenger RNA, 1571 nt
Organism: Dromaius novaehollandiae (emu)
Lineage: Eukaryota; Metazoa; Chordata; Aves; Casuariiformes; Dromaiidae
Gene: WNT6
Product: Wnt family member 6
Exons: 4
Coding region: 222-1286 (354 amino acids)
Biological process (GO): canonical Wnt signaling pathway; cell fate commitment; multicellular organism development
Cellular component (GO): extracellular region
Molecular function (GO): cytokine activity; frizzled binding
Source: RefSeq, a predicted model, not a curated record
UCCGCGCCGCGCUCCAGCCGCCUGCCGGAGGUGCCUGCCCAGCCCAGCUGGCCGGGGUGCCCGCCGGCCACGGCCUGGCGGAGGGAGGCAGCGGGCACGCACCGCCGGGGGCACCAGCCAGGCCCGCCGGCCGGCGAGCACCCCCUGCCCCGCUGUCCUUGGGGAAGCGAGGAGGGGGCUCAGAGGGGGCUCUGCUCCCUUACCUGCCCCCCACCCCUGGCAUGAUGUUGCCCUCCUCCCGGACCCAGCUGGGGCUCUUCUUCAUCCUCCUCUGCCCCGCCAACAUCAUCGGCCUUUGGUGGGCAGUGGGCAGCCCCCUGGUCAUGGACCCCAACAGCAUCUGCCGCAAGACGAAGCGGCUGGCGGGGAAGCAGGCGGAGCUGUGCCAGCUGGAGCCGGAGAUCGUUCAGGAGGUGGCCAAGGGCACCAAGCUGGGCGUGCGGGAGUGCCAGUACCAGUUCCGCUUCCGCCGCUGGAACUGCACCAGCCACAGCAAGUACUUCGGCAAGAUCCUGCAGCAGGAUAUCCGGGAGACAGCCUUCGUGUACGCCAUCACGGCGGCUGGGGUGAGCCAUGCCAUCACGCAGGCCUGCAGCAUGGGCGAGCUGCUGCAGUGCGGUUGUGAGCUGACGCGGAGCCGGGCUCCCCCCUCGCCCACUGCUGGCCCGGGCACUGAGGGCACGGCCUGGGAGUGGGGGGGCUGCGGGGAUGAUGUGCAGUUCGGCUACGAGAAGUCCCAGCAGUUCAUGGAUGCCAAGAGCAAGAAAGGCAAAAACGACAUCCGGGCUCUCAUCGACCUGCACAACAACGAAGCCGGGCGCUUGGCGGUGCGGAGCUACAUGAGGACAGAGUGCAAAUGCCACGGGCUGUCGGGCUCCUGCACCCUGCGGACCUGCUGGCGGAAGAUGCCCCAUUUCCGCGAGGUGGGGGACCGCCUGCUCGAGCGCUUCAACGGCGCCUUCAAGGUGAUGGGGGGCAACGACGGGAAAACCCUCAUCCCCGUGGGCGACAACAUCAAACCGCCCGACAAGCAGGACCUCAUCUACUCGGCCGACUCGCCCGACUUCUGCUCGGCCAACCGCAAGACGGGCUCGCUGGGCACCCGGGGCCGCGUCUGCAACAGCACGGCCAUGGACACCAGCGGCUGCGACCUGCUGUGCUGCGGGCGAGGGCACCGGGACGAGACCGUGGUGCUGGAGGAGAACUGCCUCUGCCGCUUCCACUGGUGCUGCGUGGUGCAGUGCCGCAAGUGCUCCGUGCGCCAGGAGCUCAGCCUCUGUGUCUGACGCCCGCGCCACACCGCUGCCUCCCUGGCGUGCCCGGGACCGAGCCGGGACGCUUUGGGACCCCCCCCCCAGCCCCAUGCCGGGGCGCCGGGGCCGUGCCGCGGCCCCAGGACACAGACAGGUCACCCCGGAGAGCAGGUUGGGCUGGUGGCAGGGACAGUGCAGGGAGCCCGGCCCUCUCCCUCGUUGGCGAGGGGACACUUGGGGGCUGCCUGGCAUCCCCACAACCCCUGCGGUGGGGGCUGCGGGGGCAGAGCUUCCACUAAUAAAGCUAUUUAAACCCGC